Messenger RNA from Gopherus flavomarginatus (Mexican gopher tortoise), 2912 nucleotides. RefSeq names its product probable 2-ketogluconate reductase. Bases 586 to 1773 code for a protein of 395 amino acids. The record is from RefSeq and is a predicted model, not a curated record. Lineage: Eukaryota; Metazoa; Chordata; Testudines; Testudinidae. Gene Ontology annotation, cellular component: cytosol. The transcript is spliced from 6 exons. Gene Ontology annotation, molecular function: hydroxypyruvate reductase [NAD(P)H] activity; glyoxylate reductase (NADPH) activity; NAD binding.
GUGCAAGUCCGAGUGUGUGCAGCAUAACUGGAUCCGGAUCUGGAGAUCUGGAAGUAGCUGCGUAACGAGAUUUUGUGUUUAAGCUAUUGCCGCUGCCAGAAGUUACACCAGGGUCAGCGUCAGGAAGAAAACAAUAGAAACUACCAGGUUAUUUAUCAUUACUAUAAUCAGUUUUCAUUUAAAUAAUGUCAGUGAAAGAGAUUUGUUCUGGAUAACUUUACUUACUUCAGCAGAAAGCAGAGCCUGUAGAAAUUCUGUAGGCUUCAAUGAAUACAAAAGAUUAUUUUAAAAACAAUUAAAUUUUAAAAAAUAAGUUUUUGAUUAUUUUGAUUUGUAUUGUGGUGCUUCAGCUUUUAGGUUUAAAAGUUUUUCUCUGUAGCUGUGAGGAUUAGAAUCUUACUUUCAUUUUUCACAUAAUCAAGUGAUUUGAGGAGCUGGGGCUUUAAGAAAAAUACCAAAUAUUGCAAGUCUCGUGAUAAAAUCAUGAGGGUUGGCGACGCAGCAGAUGAUACUAGUCCAAAAUUAAAAUAGCCCUGUUCUUGACAAGUUUACCUUUAAAACACUGGAGUGGACAUCUGAAAGAUUAUGUUUAGCGUUAAAGCAUUCUGUUUGGUAGAAGCAAUUCACUUGGCCACUGGCUGCCCGAGGUUGGCUGGUAGACUUAUUCAUCCAGCUGUUUGUCACGUGCAUCACUGGACAAAGAGGGAUAUAGAUCCCAGGUGGAGCUCCUGGACUGGUCCAAAUAGCACUGGUGAAGCAGGAGUAAGUGCUCACCAAACCAAGGUCAUGGCAAAGCAAGAGCAGCCUGGUCUUUUGAUCGUUGAAAUAGGAGGUGUAUGUGGUGUGCUGGAAGGGCAUGUGGAGCUCUUGAAGAAACACUUUCACCUUAUCACCAUGAAGGAAUUUCUUAAAAAGAAAGAAAGAUUGAGUGAAAAAAUCAGAUCUGUUCUCAUAUAUGAGUGCAGACCAGUCAUUGACCGGGAGCUCCUCCAGAGCCUACCUCACUUAAAGGUGAUCGCAAACUCGGGGGUAGGAGUGGAUCACCUGGACUUAAAAUUGAUUUCGAGCUUUGGAGUUAAAGUGACCAAUACUCCACAUGCUGUUUCUGACUCCACAGCAGACAUUGGGAUGGCCUUGAUGCUGGCAUCUGCCAGAAGGCUAGUGGAAGGUUGUCAGAUUGCAGUUUCUCCACAGACUGAGCAUUUUGCUGCUGACUGGCUUGGAGAUGAAGUCACUGGGGCUACUCUCGGUAUCAUCGGCAUGGGCAGCAUUGGGUAUAAGGUGGCCAAGAGGGCCAAAGCUUUUGAAAUGAAAAUUCUGUACCACAACAGGAACCAGAGAAAAGAAGAGGAGGAACAGGCUGUUGGUGCCCGCUACUGUGAAAAGAUGGAAGAUUUGCUCCAGCAAUCUGACUUUGUGAUACUGGUCGUGAACCUGACACCUCAGACACACAAAUUGAUUGGGAAAAGGGAGUUAGAGCUGAUGAAACCCACUGCUACUCUCAUUAACAUCAGCAGAGGUGCCGUAGUUGAUCAUGAUGCAUUGGUGGAAGCUCUCCAAAAUGGGAUUAUUAAGGCUGCAGCUUUGGAUGUGACAUACCCUGAACCUCUGCCAAGAGAUCAUCCAUUAUUAAAAUUAAAGAACAUUAUCAUAACUCCACACAUUGGAACUGCUACAGUCCAAGCCACCCGUAUGAUGACAGAAGAAGCAGUAGCAAAUAUACAGGCUGUUCUCAAUGGUCUCCCCAUUCCCAGUGAAGUGAUCCCUCAGUGACAUGUCAGAGAACAUAAAUACACAGUGGCAUGUCUGUGAAAGGACUUUAUUCUACUGAAUCAUACAGUAAUUUUGCAGUGCAAUGGUUAAUAAUGACAAGUGAACAUGUUCCUACACCGCUGUCACAUUUAUGCUGCCACAUAGUGGCUAUAUUGUAUAAUUGCACUCCAAUCAUGUGAUCAUUUGACUAAUAAAGUCAGUUGUUCAAAGGCUCUUAGCUGAGCAGUUACAGAUAACUCUCUGCUUUCAAUCUACUCUUUCACCAAAUACACACUACAUACUUAUCCUAACACUUACUACAUCCUGAUGCAGGGGAGGCGGGCACACUAGCUGCUCCUUAUGAUCUUCAGAACAACAUAAGAAAAUCAGAAGUAAUAUUGACCAAAGGAGGAUUUUUAUAUUUUUAAUUAUAUCAAUGUAAAAUUCAACACUAGGUAUGAUCAUUAAAAGGAAAUAUAGUUAUUGAGGAUUUAAUGAGAUGCUCUUGGGCAUUGUGAUGGGUUGGACCCCACCCCCUCCGGGAUGCCACCUGAUAUACUAGGAUUUCACUAGCUCCACUAGCCUGUUUUGCUGAAUAGGCUCUCUGGUCUAUGGCAGCGCACGCGUGCACACACACACUAAACUGCAGACACAGACUGAAGUCAGCUCUAUGUGAAAGUGUCAUAAACAGAUAGUUAAGGGUUAAUGUCUCUUUUACCUGUAAAAGGUUAAGAAGCUCAGUAAACCUGGCUGACACCUGACCAGAGGACCAAUAGGAGGACAAGAUACUUUCAAAUCUUAGUGGAGGGAAGUCUUUUGUUUGUGCUCUUUGUUUUUGGGUGUUGUUCGCUCUUGGGACUAAGAGGGACCAGACAUCAGUCCAGGCUCUCCAAAUCUUUCUGAAUCAGUCUCUCAUGUUUCAAAAUUGUAAGUAAUAGCCAGGCAAGGCGGGUUAGUCUUAUUUUUGUUUUCUCAACUUGUAAAUGUUCCUUUUUCACUGAGAGGAUUUUACCUCUGCUUGCUGUAACUUUGAACCUAAGGCUAGAGGGGGUUCCUCUGGGCUAUAUGAAUCUGAUUUCCCUGUAAAGUAUUUUCCAUCUUGAUUUUACAGAGAUGAUUUUUUACUUUUCUUUCUUUAAUUAAAAGCUUUCUUUUUAAGA